This is a messenger RNA of Cuscuta epithymum, 1792 nucleotides long. Lineage: Eukaryota; Viridiplantae; Streptophyta; Magnoliopsida; Solanales; Convolvulaceae. The record is from the annotation of a GenBank genome assembly.
CCCAAAUGAAAGCUAAAAACAUCUCAAAUGUAGUCUCUGAGAGUAAGGGAGAACGAAUACCUUGUUGUUGAGAGGAAAGAGAGUCACCGGAGGGAGGAAAAGUUUGCCGGGGUUUGCCGGACUGUUCUUAUUCACACCGAAGGUAGGAGCAACAUUGUACUGCCUAUUCUCACGUCCUGAGUUGCUGUAGAAGGAGGGGUCAUCGCCGCUGUUGACUGACGCCGGAAGAAGAGGCCACCGAGGACACCGCCGCUACACUGCACCUGCUUCGUUCGCUAUCUUAGUUGUUGAAGAAGAAGCACAGUGAUUAUUUAGAGACCGGAAUAGACGAGAAGAACUAGAAGCGUCACAUUCCGAGACACCAUGCCACCGAGGAGAGAUCCGAAUGCCGUCCCUACCAAUGCUGAGCUGGCGCAAGCUCUCACGCAGCUCACUCAGACAAUCAAUGCGGCGUUUCAGAACCAACCCAACAACGGCAAUAACAUGGAAAGUCGUGUAGCGGCACGAAACCCGCCAAACUUCCUUGGGCAAGAGGAUCCAGUCCUUCUUGAGAAUUGGAUACGCACCUUCGACAAGCUAUUUGAUGUGAUCAAUUGCCCGGCAGAACAACGAAUUAACAUUGCCGUUUAUUAUCUGCAUGGAGAAGCAGAUAAAUGGUGGGCUCAUGUGGGAGCAGGGUUGAGCGCACAACCGGACUUCACUUGGGAACGGUUUAAGCGUGCACUGCGAAAAAGGUUUUACCCGCCACACGUGCAAGCAGAAAAUUAUGACAAGUUCCUACAUUUGAAGCAGGGCGAAAUGACAGUGCAAGAGUAUCACAGUCAAUUUGUCACGCUUUCAGAGUUUGCAACAUCACUUGUACCCGAUGAGGAGAGCAAAAUCGAAAAGUUCAUCGGAGGACUAAAUUUCGACACACAGAAGAUCGUGACUGUGCAAGAAUGGCAAACAUUAGAUGAUGUCUAUUACAAAGCUGCAAAGCACUAUCGAGUAAUACAACUUCAGCGAGAAGUCCACAAGAAAAGAAAGCACGAAGAGGAGAAUAGGCAAGGAGAAAAGAGGGUCAGGGUUCAUCAUCAUGCAGAACCGACACACCAUCGCCCGAGGGAUGAAAGAAGGUUCCAAGGUCAUGACCAGAGACGUGACCGACGAAACAUGGUGGAGAGGCAUUUCAACUGCACGAAAUGCAAGAAAGACCACCCAGGGGUGGACUGUGUUGGCAACAGAGUGAAAUGCUUCACAUGUGGGAAAAUGGGCCAUCGGGCUUUUGAAUGCUGGGAUAAUGUAGGAAGGAAUCCACAGAACCAGGGACCUAACCGUGGAGGUGGGAAUCAAGGAGGCGGAAACAGUUCAGGAGCUGAGAAUCGGGGCAACAACAACCCGGGAAAUCAAGCAGGAAAUGGUAACCGAGGCCAAAAUCAGAACCAGGGAAGGGGCAACAACAACAAUAACGCUCCAAAUCAGGGCCGAAUUUAUGUAAUGAAUCAGGCUCAAGCCCAAGCACAUGAUGUGGUUUCAGGUGAUUAUUUAGAGACCGGAAUAGACGAGAAGAACUAGAAGCGUCACAUUCCGAGAUGAUGUGGUGUAUGAAGAUUGAUGUCUUGAGAGCGCUACUAGAAGACUUUUAGAGAAGCUAGUCUCAUUACAAUAAUCUUUGUUCGUUUACGCUAUUUUAAAUGUUGAACUUUAAAUCUUCACUUUGGUUACAAUUAUGGUGGAUAGCCUUAACAUCCAGUCCGAUGAGGGCUGGGUGUGGCGGUGACACGCCCUUUUCCUUGUCGUUGUUUAAUUCCGC